Musca vetustissima is the source of this 493-nucleotide messenger RNA. RefSeq lists its product as uncharacterized. Lineage: Eukaryota; Metazoa; Arthropoda; Insecta; Diptera; Muscidae. The record is from RefSeq and is a predicted model, not a curated record. The annotation marks the transcript as partial. The transcript is spliced from 2 exons.
UUUAUGUUUAAUAAAAUAUAGUAUUUUAGACGAUAGAAAGAAAAUUAAUAAUGCAACAAACACCAUCCAAACACAAAACUCGGAGAUACGAAGUCAAUUGUUAUUCAAUGAAGUACUUAUUAAAUUAAAAUUUUUAGAAAACAAAGUUGACCAAAUAAUAGAAAACAUAUACUCUGCUAAACACUACAUCUUCCAUCCCUCUAUACUAACAUCUGAAGAAAUAGAUAAAUACAAUAUAGAUUUCUAUAAGUUAAGUCUGAUGAAAAUGGGUGUACUACUAUACAACAACAACUGUUUAAUAUUUUCAAUAAAAAUACCUAUAAACUAUUCAAAACACAUUGUAAAAAUUAUCGUUCCUAUACCUAACCAGAAAAAUAAAAUAACAUUUAAUGAUAUUGUACUCAUAAACACUAAAAAUAUAGAAAAAAAUGAAGAACUAAAACAACAUCAAAACAUCUCAUAUUCCCUAAUCUUGGUUGUAUUUGUAGUGAUG